Messenger RNA from Schistocerca nitens (vagrant locust), 1158 nucleotides. RefSeq lists its product as uncharacterized. The record is from RefSeq and is a predicted model, not a curated record. NCBI's taxonomy places the organism in Eukaryota, Metazoa, Arthropoda, Insecta, Orthoptera, Acrididae. Gene Ontology annotation, biological process: collagen catabolic process; proteolysis; extracellular matrix organization. Gene Ontology annotation, cellular component: extracellular matrix. Gene Ontology annotation, molecular function: zinc ion binding; metalloendopeptidase activity. Bases 1 to 1158 code for a protein of 385 amino acids. The transcript is spliced from 2 exons.
AUGCGAGGGGUCGCGGACGUCAGACGGAGUAACGCGCCACCUGUGGCGCAGUUGACGGCGCAGAUGUGUUAUUCACAGGUGGCUCUUUCCCCAGGCGGCGUCUGCAAAGCUGCGUCCCGGCUGGACACGUUUGGCGGCUGUCUUGUGGAGGAAGGCAUUGCAGCCCACAGUUGCAUGAAGAUAGCUACAGGAGAAGAUAGUAAUGAAAAAGAAAAUAUUAUAAAGUAUUUACAGGAAUUUGGAUAUCUCGAAGCAGAGUCAACAAAUAUUGGUGAAAUUUCAGAUAUCAAAAAUGCCUUAAUUUUGUUCCAAAAGAAGUUUAAUUUGAAACCUACUGGUGAAAUAGAUCAAGAAACUUUAGAUCUGAUAAACAAACCUCGAUGUGGUGUAGAAGAUCAUGCAGUAUCUUUUACCUCACAUAUUGCUAAAUGGAAUAAGAAAACUGUUAAAUGGUAUUAUGCAGGUUCAUCGAAAAGAAUGAAAGAAUUGAGUGAAAUUGCUUUUAAUACUUGGAAAGAGCAUCCAGAUAUAAUUUUUGAAGCAGAUAGUUCAAAUUAUGACAUCAUCAUUUCAAAUAAGAGAUGUUUGCAUAGGAAAGAAUCAAGUGGACAACAUUAUUGUCCUAAACGAUUUGAUGGUAAAUCAGGUGUACUGGCUCAUGCAAAUUACCCAAAUUCUAAUAAUGAUGUUGUAGAAAUCCAUAUGGAUCAAGAUGAAGAUUGGUACUUUGAGAUUGAUGCAAAUACUCCAAAAGAGAAGAUAAACUUUUAUGCAGUUUUAGUUCAUGAAAUUGGUCAUACAUUAGGAAUUCCUCAUUCAGCAGAAAAUACCUCAAUCAUGUAUCCAUUAUAUAACAGUUCCAAUAUUGAAUUAAGUAAAGAUGAUAUUCUUGUAGUACAAAGCUUAUAUGGGAAACCAGUUGUAGGAGAUGAUGAUGAGGAAGAUGAGGAGACUGAUGAUGAAGAAAAAGAUUUAGAUUCUCCAGAAUUAUGCAAACUGAGUAAUAAAAUUAAAAACUUUCUGAUUGUUGACCAGGUUCUAUAUAUUUACUAUGAAAAAUGGGUUUGGAUAAUGGAUUUGGAUAAUUUAGAUGUAUGCACUAAACCACAACUUAUAAGUGAUUGGUUAACAUUUCUUCCAAAGGAUUUAAAAAUAUAA